Molecule: messenger RNA, 2357 nt
Organism: Coccidioides posadasii C735 delta SOWgp
Lineage: Eukaryota; Fungi; Ascomycota; Eurotiomycetes; Onygenales; Onygenaceae
Biological process (GO): nucleotide catabolic process
Molecular function (GO): hydrolase activity
Source: RefSeq, a predicted model, not a curated record
CUACCCCUCCUUGUCCUCAUCUUCAUCGCCGCAGUCCACAUCUAUGAAAAUCACCCUCUCAAAACAAGAGUCAUAGCUGAAAUAUAUCUGUAUAAACUUGACCUCUUGGCACAUCCAAAAUCAGGGUACAGCUGCCUCAUGUCGGCCACAGAGGUCGCUGGUCUGUCAACGACCUUCAAUUGCGGGCGUGAGGACCCGCCAGACCUCCGUCUUCUCCAUUAUAACGAUGUCUACCACGUCGAGACUGGCUCCGCAGAUCCCGUCGGGGGAACACCACGCUUUCAGACCCUCGUCAACUAUUACAGAGACCAUUCCAGGUUCGCAGGCCUGCCCGACCUUCUGACAUUCUUCUCUGGCGAUGCAUUUAAUCCUAGCCUCGAGAGCACCGUCACAAAGGGCCGUCAUAUGGUGCCUUUCCUGAACCGUGCAGGGACGGACGUUGCAUGUGUUGGCAACCAUGAUCUUGACUUUGGUAUCGCGCAGUUUCGGCACUUGAGAAGCCAAUGCAAGUUCCCGUGGCUUCUAGCAAACGUGGUGGAUCCGGCGCUGGGAGAAGGAGUGCCACUCGCGAAUUGUGAGAGAACUCGCAUGUUAGUGUCUUCAAAUGGGAUAAAGAUUGGAGUUAUCGGAUUGGGCGAGCGGGAAUGGCUCGCAACGAUUAAUUUCCUUCCGCCUAAUCUGAUCUACAAAUCGGCGUCUGAAACGGCCAAGGAACUUGUCCCUGCUCUUCGCGAACAGGGCGCCGAACUUGUCAUUGCUAUCACUCACCAGCGAGAGCCGAAUGAUAAUAAGCUUGCAAACAAUAUCCCCCCGGGGUUAAUAGAUAUAAUCCUCGGCGGUCAUGACCAUUACUAUAUGCAUAAUAUCGUCAAUGGCGUGCACGUCUUACGCUCGGGGACGGAUUUCAAGCAACUCAGCUAUAUCGAGGCCUGGCGCAAACAGGAUGGGCCUGGUUGGGAAUUCUCAAUUACCCGGCGGGACGUCGUUCGCUCAAUUCCCGAAGACCCUUCAACGGUGCACUUGGUGGAGAAACUCACAUCCUCUCUGAAGGGGAAGUUGCAAAAGCCAAUCGGAUAUACCGCUACCCCGCUCGAUGGCCGCUUUUGCACUGUACGAGCGCGUGAAUCAAAUCUUGGCAAUUUUGUUUGUGAUCUGAUGCGGUUCUACCAUGGAGCUGACUGUGCAAUCAUGGCUGCUGGAACAAUUCGUGGUGACCAAGUCUAUCCUCCUGGGGUACUCCGCGUUAAAGACAUUCUGAACUGUUUUCCAUUUGAGGACCCGGUGGUUGUGCUGAAAAUAACCGGACUGGCUCUCCGAGGAGCGCUAGAAAACGGUGUCAGCCAGCUUCCGGCUUUGGAAGGCCGGUUUUCCCAAGUCUCGAACAUUCAGUUUGCAUUCUCGACAUCAAGACCACGUGGUUCUCGUAUACUUUGGGCGAAAAUCGGCGAUGCUGCGCUUGAGGAUGACAAGAUGUACACAGUGGCCACUAGGGGGUACAUGGCAAGAGGGAAAGAUGGGUUCUCAUCUUUACUUGUUCAAAGCGAAGGCGGCGAUGCAGAGGAAGUGGUCUCCGAAGAAGAUGGAUUAUUGAUUAGUACCAUCCUCCGACAGUAUUUCCUUAGUUUGAAGGUCCUCGGAAAGUGGCAUCGCUUUAGCCGAAGUCUCCAUCGACACUGGGAAAAUGUACACCAGCAACUACAUUGUGAAGGCUGGAUUAGAUCCCCUACAACCACGGCGUCGGCUAAAGCAAAAGUGAAAUCGCCCAUCACAGGGAGAAGCCCCUCGCCCACUCCCAGUUUCCACUAUGUCGCUCGCAGACGGCUCAAGGCUGCCACUGCGGGGGCUCGUACCUCCUCAUCCGGUCAAGAAGACGACAGCGAUGCAAGCCUUAUGGACACGGAAUCUGACUCGGAGGCCGACAUUCUCUCGCGCCCGCGCACCUACGUGACGAAGCUGGCUACGUCGCCAGAUGAUGCCGACCACCGGGAGUAUCUGGCACGACAGGUCCUGCGUCGAUGGCGUCAGAAAGUUGGAUUGGAAGAUGCAAAAGUGAAAACUGUGGAAGAGGCACAAAACGAUACACUUCCGCCGUGGACUCGGGUGAUUGCACCAAAGCUUGAAGGUAGAAUAAUUGAAGUGACUCAGCCCAACGGCACCGAGGAAUAGAAAUAGAGGCUCGUAGUCUAUAACUUUAGCAUACGUAUACCAAAAUUUAGAUCCCGUCCUUCAGUCGUACAGUACUUAAGGGCGUAAAGACGGGCCAUUAACAUAUACUUCAGCGGUCGCUUUGUGAUUCACCAUGGAAUUAUUUGCUUGGAUAUGUGUUUUUUUAUAAUCUUCAUUGAUGACAUUUAAUC